Hipposideros armiger (great roundleaf bat) is the source of this 2026-nucleotide messenger RNA. It is a transcript of the gene NUP43, whose product is annotated as nucleoporin 43. Gene Ontology annotation, molecular function: protein binding. The transcript has 7 exons. Bases 52 to 996 code for a protein of 314 amino acids. Lineage: Eukaryota; Metazoa; Chordata; Mammalia; Chiroptera; Hipposideridae. The record is from RefSeq and is a predicted model, not a curated record. Gene Ontology annotation, cellular component: nuclear pore outer ring.
UAAGAGGCGCGGGCUGUGCUUUUUGCUGUCCGCGCUGCGGUAGAUUCCGGCAUGGAGGAAUUUUGUGCUAAGUUUGUGUCUCAGAAAAUCAGCAAAACCCGCUGGCGACCGGUGCCUCCGGGAAGUCUGCAGACCGCGGACAUCUUCGCUACGGGCUCUUGGGACAAUGAGGAAAAUUAUGUUUCACUGUGGUCUAUUGGAGAUUUUGGGAACUUGGAUUCUGAUGGUGGGUUUGAAGGAGACCAUCAGUUACUUUGUGGUACCAGACACCAUGGUGAUGUUAUGGAUUUACAAUUUUUUGACCAGGAAAGAAUUGUAGCUGCUUCAUCAACAGGAUGUGUAACAGUUUUCCUUCUCCGUCCAAAUAACCAGACGCUGUCAGUCAGCCAACAGUGGACAACAGCUCACUACCACACAGGCCCAGGCAGCCCCUACUGUAGCAGUGCACCAUGCACAGGGGUUGUGUGUAGCAACCCAGACAUUGUCACAGUCGGAGAAGAUGGUCGAAUAAAUCUCUUCAGAGUUGAUCACAAGGAAGCUGUGAGAACUAUCGCUACUGGUGGCCAGGAUGGAAUGUUGAGUAUUUGGGAUGUUAGACAAGGAACUAUGCCUGUGUCUCUGCUGAAGGCUCAUGAAGCUGAAAUGUGGGAAGUCCACUUCCACCCAUCCAACCCAGACCACCUGUUCACCUGCUCUGAGGAUGGGUCCCUCUGGCACUGGGAUGUCUCUACAGAUGUACCUGAAAAAUCGUCCCUCUUUUACCAAGGAGGAAGAAAUAGUACUUUCUUGUCUCAUAGCAUUAGCAACCAGGCUAUUGUUCACCAGUCUCUUAAAAGCUCCUGGCUCAGCACUGAUCCUGCGAAAGACCGUAUUGAGAUCACAAGCUUGCUUCCCCACAGGACUCUGUCUGUGAACAGUUUGGAUGUUUUAGGUCCUUGUCUUGUUUGUGGAACUGAUGCAGAAGCAAUUUAUGUUACUAGACAACUUUUUUCAUGAAAAUACUGUAUUUAUAAGAUUUCAAGUAAAAGCAUACAGUUAGCCUUUCAAAUUCAAUCUUCUAUGUAAAUUUUUGUUACUAGAAAAUGUGAAAUUUGCAAGGGAAGCAUCAGUAAACUGUUAAUGGCAAUGCCCAGUUUUGGAUUUUGUUAGUUGAAUAUUCGCCUAACAGUCGCAGAAUCUGGUAAGUGACUGAUCCAGCAAAAGUACAGGAACGUGUGGCUGAACAUCAGAGAGGGUGAUCCUUGUGUUGAUGAACACACUGCCUUCAGACACUGUCCUGGACAGCUCAUAAAACCUACUUUUCAUUUUUCAUGUUAUGAAGCAAUACGGUCGAACCACCACAGUUUUGGGUUCAUAUUCUUUUUAUCAACAGUAUGUGGCAUUAGUCAAUGUUAAUGUUUAUUCUUUUUAUUGCAAUUUUUUCUUCAAUUCUUCCCCAUUUCAUUUCUUUAAUAAUUUUAAUAAGCUUUUUCAGAAAUAAUUAAAUAGAACAAAAAUGACCAAUGUUUUUAAAGGUGAAAAUGUUGUGACAGGUUCCUUUAUUAGAAUACAUUUGAAUAGAACUCUAUCAACUGCUUAGACCCAACUUUCUUGAAAAGAAGAAAAAUACAUUUUUCCUAUGGAUUUUUGCUUUUGUUUAGUUUUACAGUGUAGUCAGAGAUUACUGAACUGGACAUUGUGCAAUAAAAUAGAAUUUGACAUUGAUAAGUGAGCUGACUUCUAAACUAAAAUUUGAUAUGUAACAUGUAUGAGAUUAGUAUUGAUGUGGCAAGAGUAAAGAAUUUUGCCAUCUUUAUCCUCAUCCAAAAUGUUAAUAUUGACCUAGCAUAGUGUUUUAAGACAGGUUUAUGACACUGUCUUUCCAAAGUUUAUUGGGUUAAAUGCAUUAUUGAAUUGGUAAGACCUUAACGACAAAUCUAUUAUAUAAUUGAAGUGUGUGUUCAUUUACUUUAUAAUGCCAAUAAUAGUAAUUCUGGUAAAGUUUUGUUUUUCUUUCCUAAUAAAUACUUUAAAUGUUUUUAUGUCA